AUGAGUUUUGCGACGUGGUGUAUCAAGAACGGAGAGGGGGCCAUGUCGACAACAGGAGCCCUGCAAUGGAGCGACUUCGACGGCGUCCACCGAGCGGUGAAGAUGUACACGUGUUCCCUGGGCGCACGUUUGAACUGGAACUCGAAAGGGAACUCGGAAGUCCGCCUGGCGAGCGGAGAUGUCCAUGAAGCCCCCACAAAGCACAUCAACAUCGAUGAUGGGCUUCUACAGGAAGUGGUGGAUCUCCGAUGUGACAUGCGGCGCCUUCAAGAGUCAAUGACCCGCGUACAAGAUAUACUGCUCAACAUGCAAGCGUCACGUUGCUCGUGUAGCUCGGGCCAUGCGCUUAUGCAUGCUCACGUCCAAGUUGCUGCUGUCCACAAGCAAUGCCGACCUUUUGCGCAAGUCAGGCAAAACAAGUCGCUGAGCGCCGGCAGCGACGAAUCCAGUGACGAUUGCUUCGAUGUUGAUUUCGACCGUCCGAAUGGCCCCGCUGGUACAGCCACAAGCUACGCCAAGUUCGUGAAAUCUAUUCCACCCCCAUUGGGAUUUGACUUUGUCGGAAACAUUCGAGCCGAGCUUCGACGAAUUGGUCUUGUGGACUGA
Molecule: messenger RNA, 606 nt
Organism: Aphanomyces astaci
Lineage: Eukaryota; Oomycota; Saprolegniomycetes; Saprolegniales; Verrucalvaceae
Exons: 4
Coding region: 1-606 (201 amino acids)
Source: RefSeq, a predicted model, not a curated record